AUGGAGAAGAUAUUACGCUCGUUGGACCCCAAAUUUGAGCACAUUGUCGUGACGAUUGAAGAAACUAAAAACUUGGAAGAAAUUAGUAUAGAGCAAUUAAUGGGGUCGCUACAAGCAUGUGAAGAGAAACAUAAGAAGAGGCAAGGGAAUGAUGAGCAGCUCCUCAAGAAUCAUGUUCAGCCAAAGAAGAAAAAAGGAAGCUUCGACAACGAGAAAAGCCAAUACGAAAGAAGUCGUGGCCGAGGUCGUAGACAUGGGCGUAGAUAUGGACGUAGACGUGGUUGGAACUUCAACGACCGUAGCAACUACGAAAGAGGAGAAAGCUCAACAAAAGGUCAUAGAAAAGGAUGCUCAAACUUGAGCUAUGAAAAAUCUCAAGUUCAAUGCUACAAUUGUCAAAGAUUUGGGCAUUAUGCUUGGGAAUGUAGAGCUUCAAGCAACAGACCUGAUGAAAAGGUCAAUUAUGUGAAAGAAGAGAAAGAAGAUAAUGGCAUUGUGCUACUAGCGUGCAAGAACAAUGAUGGAGACCAAGACUAUACAUGGUACAUUGACAUCAGCGCCAGCAACCACAUUUGUGUAAGAAAAAUCAUGUUCGUAGAGCUUAAUGAAUCGGGGAUUGGAGUUAUUGUCCAAGAAAGAGAUGGUGAGAGGCUUACCUUGCAUCAGUCAAUCAAGCUUGUGAAAGAUGUUUACUUGGGAAACAGUUCAGGAAAAGCUUUCCAAAUGAGUCGACCAUAA
Messenger RNA from Malus domestica (apple), 738 nucleotides. The record is from RefSeq and is a predicted model, not a curated record. NCBI's taxonomy places the organism in Eukaryota, Viridiplantae, Streptophyta, Magnoliopsida, Rosales, Rosaceae.